Gilbertella persicaria is the source of this 1769-nucleotide messenger RNA. RefSeq names its product autophagy-related protein 22-like protein. The record is from RefSeq and is a predicted model, not a curated record. Lineage: Eukaryota; Fungi; Mucoromycota; Mucoromycetes; Mucorales; Choanephoraceae. Gene Ontology annotation, molecular function: transmembrane transporter activity. Gene Ontology annotation, biological process: amino acid transmembrane export from vacuole. The coding region runs from base 89 to 1738 and encodes 549 amino acids. The transcript is spliced from 2 exons.
AAAUAUCUUUGUAUGAUUAUUUAAGCUUUAUAUAUCUCUGUCUUGGUCUGUUUCUAUUGUAUCUUCUUUUCUUCACAAUAAAAUCUAAAUGUUGGAUGGAUUAUUUGCUUCGCCCUUCAAUCAUUCAGAUGACGAGAUCGACUCUAGCACCGACAAAGGAAAAGCAGUUCUUUCUCAACCUCCUGCCAGUAAAUGGGAACUAUGGGGUUAUUAUCUUUACUACAACGGUGAUAAUGGCUACACUAUCAAUAGUUAUUUGCCCAACAUUCUUCAAUACCUAGCUUACAGAGGUGGUUUUUAUCCCGAGACACCCAAUGUAAGAGGCUGUGAUCUUCAGGAUGCUGACAGAAAUUGUUAUGUUCCUUGGGCUGGUACCAGUGGCAUUCCUGUUUCUGCCAUGACACUUUAUACGCAAGCCAUCUCUUUCUCUAUCCAAUUUGUCUUGUUCACUACCUUUGGUAGUCUUGCUGAUUAUGGUCGAUGGAAUACAUACAUUUUGCUUUUGACGACUAUCGUUGGUUGUGUUACUCAGAUUGUGCCUAUUGCUUUCUUUGACGAUGAUGGUUCAAAAUGGAACUCCAUGUUGGCUGUCUAUAUCCUUGCCUUAAUUUCUUAUGGUACUUCCUUGGUCUUUUAUGCUGCUGCUUUCCCUACUUUGAGUGACAACUUGCCUAUUGUCAGAAAAGCCAGAGCGGAUCCCGAUCUGGACAGAGACGAAGCUGCCUACAUUGCUGAGAAAUGGAGAAACCAUGUCUCUGCUAUCUCUACUGUCUUUUCUAACGUUGGUUUCUUGAUCAUGACCGCUCUCUUGUCUGGUAUCUCUUUUAUUAGCUGGACUAAUUAUGAUUUCCCUAGUGGUGUCGAUCAUGUCUUGGGUAAUGUGCCCUUGUUCAACUUUAUCUCGACUGCUGUCUGUGGUGUCUUUUGGGUGAUAAAUGCUGUUCCUUAUUUCCUUGCUGUGCCUCGCGGAAGACGUGGCCCUUCUCUUCCUGAAGGCUCUAACCACUUUACUAUUGGUUGGAAGUCUGUCUUUAUCGCUAUCCGAGAAGCCCGUAAAUUAAGAUACCUUUUCUUGUAUAUCUUUGCCUACUUUAUGUUUGCAGAUGCUGUCUCGACCAUGAAUCAAAUGAUUGCCAUCACACAAUCCCAAAUCACGGGUUUUAGUGCGCAGCAAAUCACUAUUCUUAAUUUGGCUUCUGCUGUUACUUCUAUCUUGGGUUGUUUACUGUUCUUGUGGAUCUCUAAGCAAUUUGGUGUCCGUACCAAGACGAAUUUGAUGCUGAUUAUUCUCUUGACAGGUGUUGUGCCUGUCUGGGGAUGCUUUGGUAUUGGUCUCAGAAACUUUGGUAUUCGUACCACAUGGGAACUCUGGGUCUUUUAUGUCUGGUCUGGUCUUUUCACUGCUCCUAUUUGGGCCUGGCAAAAUACCAUGUUGGCCGAACUUGUGCCUCGAGGCAAAGAAAACCUCUUCUUUGGUCUGUUUGGUGUGAUCAACAAGGGUUCUUCUUGGAUUGGUCCUGUUGUCAUUGGUGCUAUUACUCAAUACACAGAUAAUCUCUGGAAAGGUUGGCCCUUUGUGCUUGGUUUGUUUGUUCUUUCUCUUAUCAUUAUCUGGUUUAUUGAUGUUGACAAGGCCAAGAUUGAUAUUACGAAUUAUUUGGCUGAACAAGAUAUCCUUGACGGUCAUUCAGACGGUAAUGAACUUAUCAUUGCCGACGAUGAAAAAGAACCCUUCUAAUUUUAAAAUAAAAAUAAUUGAUACCAUAUAA